Alligator mississippiensis (American alligator) is the source of this 894-nucleotide messenger RNA. Its product is annotated as cytochrome P450 3A19-like. NCBI's taxonomy places the organism in Eukaryota, Metazoa, Chordata, Crocodylia, Alligatoridae. Gene Ontology annotation, molecular function: steroid hydroxylase activity; oxidoreductase activity, acting on paired donors, with incorporation or reduction of molecular oxygen; iron ion binding. The record is from RefSeq and is a predicted model, not a curated record.
AUGGCAAGGACCCCUUAUGGCCAGUGCAGUGCUGUGGUGCCAUCUGUGCAAUGCCCCUCUGGAUGCAGCGAUGAGGUGGAAGACACUUAUCUCUUCUACAUGAAUGCAAAUGUGGUGAUUAUAGUUGACCAUGAAGAGUUACAGAAGUCAGGAGAUUCUCAGGUGAAGUUCUCUUCCCGCUACACUAUUCUGCCCUCAGGGAGUCAAACUGGGUGCAGAUUCUUCGGGUUUCCCCCUUUCUCUGUGUGUGUACACCUGUCUCCGGCCCCGACUGACCUUGAAGUUUUGGUACAGGCCGUCAUCUUUGUUUUUGCUGGUUAUGAGACCACCAGCACCACCCUCAAAUUCCUCUCCUCUAACUUGGCCGCUCACCCUGAUGUGCAGCAGGAGGAGAUGGAUGCUGCUCUUCCCAACGAGGCCAUAUCCACCUACAAGGCUGUCAAGCAGAUGGAGUAUCUUGAUAUGGUGGUGAAUGAAUCCAUCAAACUCUUCCCCCAAUGUGGGUGGCUGGAGAGAGGCUGCAAGAAAACCAUUGUGACAAAUGAAGCAACCUUUCCAAAAGGGACUGUCACCAUGAUCCAAGCCUACGUGCUGCAUCGUGGUUCAGAGCUCUGGCCAGAGCCAGAGGAGUUGAGGCCUGAGAGGUUCAGCAAAGAGAGCAGAGACUCCUAUACCUUCCUGCCCUUCGGAGCUGGCCCCAGGAGCUGUGUUGGAUUGAGGUUUGAUCUUCUCAUCCUGAAAGUGGUCUUGGUUGUCCUGGUGUAAAACUUGUCCUUCAGAACUUGCAAAGACAGCCAAAUCCCUAUGGUGCUGGAAUCAAAGGGUUUCAUGCAUCCCAAGAAGCCCAUAAUCCUGAAGGUGGUCCCCAAAACCAGUAUUCAGCCAGAAGAGUAA